This is a messenger RNA of Xenopus tropicalis (tropical clawed frog), 3286 nucleotides long. RefSeq names its product RNA binding region (RNP1, RRM) containing 3 (gene rnpc3). The transcript is spliced from 15 exons. NCBI's taxonomy places the organism in Eukaryota, Metazoa, Chordata, Amphibia, Anura, Pipidae. Gene Ontology annotation, molecular function: RNA binding; nucleic acid binding. Gene Ontology annotation, biological process: RNA splicing. Gene Ontology annotation, cellular component: nucleus. The coding region runs from base 78 to 1661 and encodes 527 amino acids. The record is from RefSeq and is a predicted model, not a curated record.
GCAUCUCAGAACAAACACAAACCAGCUGCUGUUGAACUGCAGAAUCCUGAACGCAAGCAGUAACCGGAGGCCACACGAUGGCAGUGUCCGCCCGAAGCAGCUAUCGCCCGGCUACGGACAAACUCUCGCGGUGUCUCACGAUAACGUGCAACUAUCGCGGCCUAGCUGGGCAGGAGAAGCCUCGGGCUGGAAUAAUGUCUGGUUCGGAAGAGAGGAAGACGCUCCUGGUGCGACACAUUCCUUCAGAGCUAACUCCGGAGGAACAGAGGCAACUGCUUGAGAAGAGCGGGGCGCAAAGUGUGCGCCUGGGAGCCGGGCGGAAUUAUAAGCUGAGAACUACUGCAUUCGCUACCUAUCCAAAUGAAUUUGCAGCAGCAAAGGCUCUGUCUGUACUUCACCAACUUACCAUCUUGGGGCACACUCUCGUGGUUGAAUAUGCUAAAGAAAAUCACAUUCACUUAUCAGACCAGCCUCCUUUCUCUGAAAAAAAGAAAAGUGCAGAGAACAAAGAUGAUGCGAAAGACAAGACUCCUCCGGAUCAGAUAUCUAUCGAAAGAGGAAUAGCCCCAAAUCAUGGACUUCUCUUUCCAAUAAAGUCCAGUCUAAAGUAUCUGUAUCCUCCACCAAGCAGCACUAUUCUGGCAAAUAUUGCCAAUGCUUUGGCAAGUGUUCCAAAGUUCUAUGUUCAGGUGUUGCAUUUAAUGAAUAAACUGAAUUUACCAGCUCCUUUUGGACCACUAACAGCUCAGCCUCCAGUAUAUGCAGACUAUUUAGCACUACCUAUGCCAUACCCACCUGUGCCACCAGACCUUCCUGAAAACCCCCCUUUGCCAGAGCUCGAUGAUGAUUAUGACAUGGAGGUGUCCAGCAGGGAAGAGUCGGAAUAUGAGAGUGGGGAAGAGGAGGAUAAAGAGAGAAUGGCUCGUCUGAAGGAAAUAGCAACUUUGCUGCCUAAGAGAAAAAAUCAAAAGAAGCAAAGCCAGCCACGAAAAAAGAAAAAGUUAAAAGAUUAUAUUACUGUGCCUGCUGUGCCUCAUAGCAAUGUUCACACACCAUUACAGCCUUCUGAUGUAUUUGAAGAACCAUGUAUUAUGGGCCCAAAAAAACUGGAACUGCAUAUUCCUACUGACAUUCUAACAGCUACUCAGGAGCCAGAAAAAGAAGUUGAAAUAAGUGAAGAUUUAUCUGGGUUUGGCAAGAUUUACCCAGCCCAAGCUCCAGACAUUGAUGACAAUGAGGAGGAAGAAGAUGAUGAUUUGCCUAAGGAAUUUAUUUCUAGGAGAGCGCUCGAAAAAGGAAGAAUUACUAAAGAAGAAAUGAGGAAAACGUCUGUUUUCAAAAACUAUGAACCAGGCGAACCAAACUGCAGACUGUAUGUAAAAAACCUCUCCAAGCAGGCUGAAGAAAAGGAUCUUAAGUUUAUCUUUGGAAGGUUCAUCGACUUCUCAUCUGAAACAGAAAAGAAUAUGUUUGAUAUUCGUCUGAUGAAAGAAGGGAGGAUGAAGGGCCAAGCUUUCAUAGGAUUUCCCACUGAAGAUGUAGCAGCACAGGCGUUGAAACACGUGCAUGGAUAUGUACUCCAUGACAAGCCAAUGGUGAUUCAAUUCGCUCGAUCUGCUCGUCCAAAGCCCGAAGCCUCUAAAACAACAAAGAAGAAAUAGAGAGGAAGAUGGCCGAGUAACUGCUGUUAAGCUUGAAAAGUGUAUCCUUUAUUGUUGUAUCCUUUAUGUAUUUAUUGUUAGUGCUAAAAUGGUGCAAACAUUGGAGAAGGCAAAAUGGCUGUGCUGAUCAUGAAACAUGAUAUAAUAAAAAGGUUAAGUGCAGAACCUAACCACUGUCAUAUCUUACCCAUGUAUAGGAAAUAUUUUCAUCAAUAUUUACUUUCUGGUAAUACUCUACAUUUAUUUUUUAUUUAAAGAGAGACUGGAAUAUGAAUAGAAGAGACACUGAAUUACAAGUUAAGCAAUAAAAAGUAACAAUUAUAAUAACAUUUUAGUCACAUUUGGCAACCGGGGUCACUGACCCCCACUUCAAAGCUUGAAAUAGACAGAAGAGGACAAAUAGUACAUAAAUUGUAAAUAAUAAUAAUAAAGACCAAUUGCAACGUUUCUAGGAAUAGGAGAUUCUGUAACAUUCUAACAGUUACCUUAAAGGUGAACAACCCCUUAAAGUGUUAAUUGCUUUUAGAGAUAUACUAUUUAUCUUCCAUUCAUUUGAGAAGGCAUAAGGUCAUAUUAAAAGCACAGCGGUAUUCAUCAUACAGCAGAGGUAGGGGCAUAUACAUGAUUAUACCUGCUGCUGAGUUCUAGCAUCUUGUAUGCAUAUUGGACAGUUGCUGUUAUAUUUAACCAAAGGUUGGAUGCAGCCAUUUAAGUUCUAUAUGGUAAGUUUGUGUGUUUAUUACUGUAAAACAUGUAUUUUAGUAUGCUGCCUUUACAUGAUUCCCUUCCAAAACAGCAAUGUUAUUAAAAAAAAAGGUUUAUUAAUUUCACUCAAAAGCCCCCAGUUCUCAUUUAGAAAAACAGUAGCAGUAGCUGGUAGGUUUUUAGAUGAUGAAGCUUACACUAUUACCUUUUAGGACAAAAAUUAAUUUUUUCACUUAUUGCUAUUUGCAGUCUGAAACCCUGAUGCUUGAAAAUGAUACCAGCCCUGAAUAUGGCUGACAGCCUUACUUUAAUCAUGUGCAAAAAUCAACAUUAAAUAUUUAUAUUUUUAAAUAAGUUAAAUAUAUAUGACUUUUUCAUUAGUGUUCUUUUUCUCCAUAGUGUAAUUUUUAAUUAUCAUGCUAAAAUGGAACUUAAAUGUUAAUUUCCAGGCUUUGUUUAAGGAUUCUAGGGAACUAUAUAAAUCCUGUUUACAGUAGAACCCCAAUUUUACAUUUCCCAGAGGGAAAACCUAAAAUCCAUGGAAAAACAAAACACAGCUUGUCUGUAUGGGACCACAAAAAACAUUGUAAUAUCCGGAAAAACUUAAAAUCAGGGGUCUACGGUAUUUAAAAAUUGGAAAUACAGGAAAAAAAUGUACUAAGUUACAAAAUUGAACUCUGAUUGUCUUCCUAGUGGCGGCACAUUUUAAGGCAAAUGCAUUCAUCUCUGAAGGUGGCUUUAAAGAAUGCAAACACUUGAACCUCUAUUUGUAUUCCAGGUAAAGCUCAUCAAGAGGAACAGCAUAUUUACUGCAGACAUGUAACACUGAAAAAUGUCUAUUUAUGAAAUGCCUGUCUUCUGGAAUGUACAUAUUUUGUGACAUUUUUUACAGUGUAAAUAAAUUUUAUUUUUCAAGAUAA